AGCACACCUUUAGUUAUGUGAGAAUUUUGUCAAUGAAGAAAGGAGAUAGAUAAGAGCAGUGAGCGACGGGUUUCAUACACAAAGUACCAGAAGCCAGGGCUGUACUGUGAAGAAUACAGAAGAAUCAAAUUUCACUUUUCAAGAGUCAGCAGAUCGUAUCGAUAGACGGUGGAACUCAUCAGACGGAUGUAUCAUCAUCACAAUCAUCAAGGAAAGGACAUCCACCCUUCCUCAAGAAUGUCCUUCCCUCCAGAAAGGCAUUUGUUCCUGCAAGGUGUGAAUGGUCCAGGAGAUUCAGGACUUGUCCUUUCAACAGAUGCUAAGCCUAGACUGAAAUGGACACCGGACCUCCAUGAACGGUUCAUAGAAGCAGUCAAUCAGCUUGGAGGAGCAGAUAAGGCUACUCCAAAAUCAGUUUUGAAACUAAUGGGAAUUCCAGGACUUACCUUAUACCACUUAAAGAGUCAUCUUCAGAAAUACAGGCUCAGCAAGAAUCUCCACGGACCAGCUAGUGCAAGCAACAAAACUGGUUUAGAAAUGGUUGCAACAGCAGGAAGCAGGAUGUCUGAGGGAAAUGAAAUUCAUAGAAGCAAUUCAAGCAUUGAACCUCAAACAAAUAAAACCUUAUAUGUAACCGAAGCAAUACAGAUGCAAAUUGAAGUGCAGAGGAGACUCCAUGAACAGCUUGAGGUACAACGACACUUGCAGCUCCGAAUAGAGGCACAAGCAAAAUAUCUACAGGCGGUACUCGAAAAGGCCCAGGAGACCCUUGGAAGACAGGACUUGGGUCAGGUAGGACUGGAGACUGCCAAGGUUCAGCUAUCUGAAUUGGUGUCCAAAGUAUCCACCAAGUGCCUGAAUUCAGCAUUUCCAGGGCUGCAAGAACUUCCGGUUAUGUGGCCACAACAAACACAGACAACCCCGCCCACAGAUUGUUCAAUGGAGAGCUGUUUGACCUCCUGUGAAGGUACUCAAAGGGACCGAGAGAUACACAACCGUGGGAUGGGGUUAAGAUCUUUAAAUGGUAGUGCACCCUUGGAGUCAAAGGAGAUUGACAAUGAAACUAAGUUGCAGCUUACUGAACUUGAAUGGUGUGAAGAUGUGAAUGAGAACAUAAAUUAUGUUUCGUCAAUGGCCAAGGAUACACACAGAACAUUCCCAGUAGAAACAAACUCUGGAGAAUUAUCGAUUAGCAUUGGACUUCAGGGAGGACAAGAAAAUAGCACCAGCCAUUCAGAAGGAAGAUUUACAGCAAAGGGUAAGGAUUUAUACUUCCUUGCCCAAACCACCAACAGGGAACAUUCAGCUCAACUAGAGAAAGAGAAGAAGCUAUCCCAAGGGUAUAAAAUGCCUAAUUUUGCACCAAAAUUGGACUUAAAUGCCCGUUACGAAAAUAACGCUGCUUCAGGUUGCAACCAUUUUGACUUGAAUGGUUCCAGUUGGAACUGAGAAUGUAAAUUGUCAAAAAAAAAAAAAUGAAGUAGUAAAAUGAGACUAGAUCAAGGGGAACACAUACUCCAAUUGUGAUUUCGCUUCAGAGAAGGAAAUUUUCAGCAAAGGAACCUCCUUCUCUCUCAUCAAAACCAGGAGCAUAAUAUGUUGAAAUAACACGAGUCAAUUGGAUUUAAAUAUUCCCACGAGAUGCAAUUUCACUAUAUUGUACUUCAUUUAGAGUUUUAAUGAAUACAAUCGGAAAAUAUUGUAUGGAUAUUUUCUUUGACGUA
This is a messenger RNA of Cornus florida, 1724 nucleotides long. Its product is annotated as myb-related protein 2-like. The transcript has 7 exons. Gene Ontology annotation, molecular function: DNA-binding transcription factor activity; DNA binding. Lineage: Eukaryota; Viridiplantae; Streptophyta; Magnoliopsida; Cornales; Cornaceae. The record is from RefSeq and is a predicted model, not a curated record. The coding region runs from base 187 to 1449 and encodes 420 amino acids.